Pogonomyrmex barbatus (red harvester ant) is the source of this 2796-nucleotide messenger RNA. RefSeq lists its product as uncharacterized. NCBI's taxonomy places the organism in Eukaryota, Metazoa, Arthropoda, Insecta, Hymenoptera, Formicidae. The record is from RefSeq and is a predicted model, not a curated record.
AUGGCUUUGAAGAGAAAGAAGAUGUCAAAAUUAGAAGGGGAACAAUUGUACAUGCUUGAAAUUCUUAUCGAUCGUCUAAAUCUAUGUCCUGAAAAGGUAGUCAAUGAUAAAAAGUGUAAUUUAAUGAUACGUAUAAAUUUCAUCGAUCUCAUGCCCGUUGACAUUAUCGUUGAAGAAUCAACUGAGAUUAAUGGCAGAACUAGGAACAAAGAAAAUCGAUCUCCUGAUGUCAACUGCGAAGGCAAGACAUGUUUACUUAUCCAGACACCGAGCAAUUUAAUACGAUCUGUAAAAUCGAUUCCUCUGAGUGUCGAAGUGUAUAAGGUUUCUCGCGAGGGAGACCAUAACCCGCAGGAUGACACUUGUCAGGUUCUUCUCUGCGCGGCAACGGCAUUUUUGCCAGGACAUUUUUGCGAUCGUGUAGCCGCUGCUAAGGACAAGAUAGACGGGCUAUCGGAAUCAUAUAUGUUAACAGAGAUUUACACCUUGACCGACGAAUAUGGUAAUCCCUGUGGAUCUAUAUCGAUGUCUCUGAGAUUAUCGUGUUUCGGGAGCUCCAUUAUCAAUCACCUUACGCUUCAUGAAAAAUCAUUCGUCCUAAGAGGUUUUCCUUUCGGUGGGAAACUUCCUUGCACAAAAUUAUCCAAUAAAGACAUAAAUGGCGUGACGGAAAAAUACGACGACAAAACCUUGUUAUUGCGCGAAAUUCUGGAUCCAUCGUACUCAAAAUUAUACAAUCAAAACAACAAUACCAAAAUAAAGUCUGUAUUAACGAGACCGGAAUCGUCACCUUGUAUAUCAAUGGGUCAACCAGGAUUCGAGAAAUUAACGAGCGCCGAGAAACUGAAUGAUCGUAAAUAUCGCAGUUUGAUCUAUGAGAUUUAUCCGGACGAGUCGACUUGCUCGUGUCCACCAAUUAACCAAUCAAUGCAUCCAAUGAUGUGUCGUUCCGGAUGUGUUCGUUCUUGUUGCAUGGCUUUAAGAAAUCCUGAUGCUAUUAAACAUUUCCCAUCGUUCGCUACACUUGCUCACUAUUCCGACGAUUCUGAUUUAAAACCAGAUGCUGUCUCAAACUUGGCCAAUCGUGAUAUUACGAGAAUGAGGGGUGGUGAGAACAUAGAAAAUAAUUAUUUAAAUAACGAAGAGUUAUGGGAUGAAGAGCACACAUGGCAUGAGAAUAACAUGAAAAAUCGCAUGAUGGGUGGAAGCGAUUAUACAUCAGCCUACGCGCUUUCCAACGCGACGAAUGUCAUAUAUGAAAAGAGCAAGAAAACGGGUGCUAGCUCUCGUCCAAGAAACACGGAUAGAAUUGAGGAUUGCAUUUGUCCAGGAAAGGCUCCGUCUAGGAGAACGGGCGCGUUUAGAUGCACAAAGAAACCGUGUGUGGGCGCGGAUUGCAUGAUUCGCGCUUUCAAGGAAGCUCAAGAAUUUGUGGAUUCUCUUGGCAAGGUGCCGGGUUUGGUAGGUCUUGGCUUAAUGGAUCCAUCCGAGAGUCCUUAUUUUGGUAGAGACGUACAGAAGAAGGAUUGCGCCGUUCCGGAAGCACCGAGCGAGAAAAAGCAAAAAUAUCCCGUAACGCCGAUUCAAUGUCCCGCUCCUUGCAAUACGCAGAUUGGUACACCUAUCGUCAGCACCCUUUUUAUACCUCAAGCCACAUCGAGUCCCAUACAGACAGCGGUUCCAGGACGUACUGGAGUUGUACGCGAAGCGAUACCAGUAUUACCGGUAGCAACGCUAGUCCCGGUCGCUGUUAAGCCGAAGAAGAAAGAGGACAAAAAAGAAGAGAAGCUGGAAAAGCAAAAAGAACAAGAUAUUACGAACAUUGUGCCGCUGGAUGUCAACGUUGGUCCUUGUGGUGAACCAAAGUGCAAAUCUCGCCGGAAGAAACGUAAAAAUAAUCAGAUGGUACCGCAUGAGACCGUUGAGGAACCUCAAGAAAAACCGAUACCAAGCACGAUCACCACAAAAACCGCUGGCAAAUCUAUCAAAACUCGACGAUAUCUAAAAAGUAAACCAGGUCCGGCGGGUGAUAUCGAUAAGGGUCCCAUCAAAGUUAGUAGGCGAGUGAUGCGCUACGUCUAUUCUAUUGGCGACAUCUAUCCCGGGACUAAUUACGGCCACAAGACUUGUAUCGAUCCGCGAUUUAGAAUACCGGCUAACAUGGGCUGGCUGUGGACCACGAGCAAGACGGUAGGCAAGCUCAAACCACGGAUCGGUUGGAAGCCGGGCGCGAUCGGACGUUACUUGAACGAGUUGCUGAAGGAAGCGAAGGGCACCUCUAUAAUGGAGACUCAGCCGAAGACCCAGUCAACACCUUCGCGCACCAGCUUGCGACACGACAAAAUAUACAAGAGCAUAAGUUACAUGUCACAAGUAAAGAAAGAGGGCGAGGAAGAGAUGGAACCACCUCCGACGCUGCACAUUCACCGUAAGGACGGCACGUAUUACGUGACGAUGUAUCCGAUCAGGCAGGAGACCACGGAUGUGCCACAUCUCGAAGAACCAAUGAAGCCGCUGCAAUUUAAAAUAGUCCGCAAUAAGGACGAUGCUUCGGUUGCGUCGAGCUCCACGGCAUCGGAUAUGGAAAUCGAAUUUUCACCACCGGCGGCGAUCAACAAGUACCGCAAGAAGCCCGAUGUGAUUCACGUGGAAACUCAAGUCAGGCAGCAAGAGAUCCUCGAUGCAUUUAAGCCGACGGACGAAGUGCCAAAGAAAAAAUAUUUCCUGAUCAAGAAAAAAGACAAGGCGUAUUUUAUGUUGUGCCAGAACAAACUUUACAUUAUCUUCUCUAUAUGA